UCUCUUAUCUUUUUCUAUUAUAAGUAGUUUAUUAUUUGGGAUGUCCAGGUUUAGUGUGUUUUGUGUUGUUUUUAUGUUUGUUAAAUUUUCAGUGAUCACCAGCGAUGCCACGGUAACACAAAGCUGCGAGAGCGGGUCAUUAGUGGAACACUUCUUCAACGUCAUCUUCUCAGAGUUCCAGAACCGUCCACCCGCGUGUGUGUGUGUCCAAAUCUGUCCAGACGAACCCACAUACUGUUACCCGAAUAACUGCUUUAAACCUGUUAAAAGGAGGAAUGAAAAUCCGGUGUCUAAAAUAGAAGGACAUAAACAGAAUGUCAUGUUUUUGAUUGAAAAUGAGAAGGAGCUGUUCGAUAUAUUUGAAGAACGUGAGAAAGGGAGGACGGAGAGGCCGGUAAAUGAAUUCAUAUUGCGUCCAAAUCCAUUUAAGGAGUUAGUAUUAAAGCACAAGAGGCUGCCUAAAUUGGAAAUGAGGUAUAAUUUACGGGAACAAGUUAAGAAUACUAAAUCCGACAAAUUGAAGGGGGACGGUGUAAAUCUUUCAAAAACGAGGUGGCCACUGAAUAAACAAGUGUUUCACAGCAAGCAGCCCCGCAGCGAAAUAAAACAUUUUAAGGGAAACGAUGACACGAGACAAACAAAGUUUUUUGCGUCGAUGUUUACAGAACAUGAGCCGGUGAAUUAUACUCCCAAAUACUUGAGGAAGUAUCUGACGAAACGAGAAAAUGGCGAUGUUAAUUUGGAAGCAUUGUAUUUGUAUAAAACGGAUUACGCUAAUUUUUCUUUAGAAACUUUAAUUGACAAUAUGAUUGACAAAAGUUUGGAUGAAAACGUGGAAAGUGCGACGGUGGAUUUGAAUGUAUACAUGAAUAAUGAAAGCGAAGCAUCGACUGAAACAACAAGAAAAGUUUUAAGAAAUGUUGAUAAUGAUAAUGAAAUACGUGAACACAAAGUUGGUCUAGAUGUUAUAUCAUUGAAUUCAAGCAACGAAACGGUUGAUAGAAAUAAAUACCAAGAAGACGUUGGCAUUCAAGACAGCGUAAAUAAAAGCGUCAUAGAAAUGAUAGAAAAGCUUUCUCAAGAAAUUGAUAAGCAAAAUAAUAUAACUAUUGAAAUAGUUGAGAAGUUAACUGGAAGUAAGGUUGAGACGACAUUAAGCGAUAUGCCACUUAUUAGUAUAGAUAUAAACGAAGACAUUCAUCCGACUUACGAAGUGGUUAAAAGGAAUUCAGUCACAGAUAAAUUAACAAAAAGUGCUAAUCUUAGUACACUUGAUUCCCAAGAAAUAUUUUCGACUUCUAAACCAAUCGUAACCACACAGAAAAUAUUGAAAACGAAAAGUAAACGAAAUAUAAGGAAAUUAAAGAACAGGAAGCAUUAGUAAUAUUCUUGGAAAACA
Molecule: messenger RNA, 1399 nt
Organism: Colias croceus (clouded yellow)
Lineage: Eukaryota; Metazoa; Arthropoda; Insecta; Lepidoptera; Pieridae
Exons: 3
Coding region: 41-1381 (446 amino acids)
Source: RefSeq, a predicted model, not a curated record